Rhinopithecus roxellana (golden snub-nosed monkey) is the source of this 2042-nucleotide messenger RNA. It is a transcript of the gene ALDOB, whose product is annotated as aldolase, fructose-bisphosphate B. NCBI's taxonomy places the organism in Eukaryota, Metazoa, Chordata, Mammalia, Primates, Cercopithecidae. Gene Ontology annotation, biological process: fructose 1,6-bisphosphate metabolic process; glycolytic process. The coding region runs from base 125 to 1219 and encodes 364 amino acids. The record is from RefSeq and is a predicted model, not a curated record. Gene Ontology annotation, cellular component: cytosol. The transcript is spliced from 9 exons. Gene Ontology annotation, molecular function: fructose-1-phosphate aldolase activity; fructose-bisphosphate aldolase activity.
CAACUUUAAUGAGAAGUCUAUAAAAAUUGUGUGUUACCAAAGAUCUGUCUUAUUUGGCAGUUGCUGCCUCACUCACAGCUUUUGAUAUCUAGGAGGACUCUUCUCUCCCAAACUACCUGUCGCGAUGGCCCACCGAUUUCCAGCCCUCACCCCAGAGCAGAAGAAGGAGCUCUCAGAAAUUGCCCGUAGCAUUGUUGCCAAUGGAAAGGGGAUCCUGGCUGCAGAUGAAUCUGUAGGAACCAUGGGGAACCGCCUACAGAGGAUCAAGGUGGAAAACACCGAAGAGAAUCGCCGGCAGUUCCGAGAAAUCCUCUUCUCUGUGGACAGUUCCAUCAACCAGAGCAUCGGGGGUGUGAUCCUUUUCCAUGAGACCCUCUACCAGAAGGACAGCCAGGGAAAGCUGUUCAGAAACGUCCUCAAGGAAAAGGGUAUCGUGGUGGGAAUCAAGUUAGACCAAGGAGGUGCUCCCCUUGCAGGAACAAACAAAGAAACCACCAUUCAAGGGCUUGACGGCCUCUCAGAGCGCUGUGCUCAGUACAAGAAAGAUGGCGCUGACUUUGGGAAAUGGCGUGCUGUGCUGAGGAUUGCCGACCAGUGUCCAUCCAGCCUCGCUAUCCAGGAAAACGCCAAUGCCCUGGCUCGCUACGCCAGCAUCUGUCAGCAGAAUGGACUGGUACCUAUUGUUGAACCAGAGGUAAUUCCUGACGGAGACCAUGACCUGGAACACUGCCAGUAUGUUACUGAGAAGGUCCUGGCUGCUGUCUACAAGGCCCUGAAUGACCAUCAUGUUUACCUGGAGGGCACCCUGCUAAAGCCCAACAUGGUGACUGCUGGACACGCCUGCACCAAGAAGUAUACUCCGGAGCAAGUGGCUAUGGCCACCGUAACAGCUCUCCACCGUACCGUUCCUGCAGCUGUUCCUGGCAUCUGCUUUUUGUCUGGUGGCAUGAGUGAAGAGGAUGCUACUCUCAACCUCAAUGCCAUCAACCUUUGCCCUCUACCAAAGCCCUGGAAACUAAGUUUCUCUUAUGGACGGGCCCUACAGGCCAGUGCACUGGCUGCCUGGGGUGGCAAAGCUGCAAACAAGGAGGCAACCCAGGAGGCUUUUAUGAAGCGGGCCGUGGCUAACUGCCAGGCGGCCAAAGGACAGUACAUUCACACGGGCUCUUCCGGGGCUGCUUCCACCCAGUCGCUCUUCACAGCCUGCUACACCUACUAGGGUUCAAUGCUCGCCAGCCUAGCUCCAGCGCUUCUAGUAGGAGGGUUGAAUGGGAGCAACUUUUCCUCCAAUCCUGGAAAUUCGACACAAUUAGAUUUGAACUGCUGGAAAUACAACACAUGUUAAAUCUUAAGUACAAUGGGGGAAAAACCAAAUCAGUUAUUGAAACAUAAAAAUGAAUACCAAGGACCUGAUCAAAUUUCACACAGCAGUUUCGUUGCAACACUUUCAGCUCCCCAUGCUCCAGAACACCCACCCAAGAAAAUAAUAGGCUUUAAAACAGUAUCAGCUCCUCAUCCAAAGAACAACUGCUGAUUGAAACACCUCAUUAGCUGAGUGUAGAGAAGUUCAUCUUAUGAAACAGUCUUAGCAGUGGUAGGUUGGGAAGCAGAUAGCUGCAACCAAAAAAGAAAUAAAUAUUCUAUAAACCUUCAGCUGCUAUCAGGUUUCACUUUUCUGCUCUUGUUGUCCAAAGACUCAGUGUAUUUCAUUACUUUUGACUCUACUAGACAUGACUGGGUUUCAACAGUAAAGGUCUUCAACUCUGGCUAUUCAUUGGAAUUAAGUUGCAAAAUUUUAAAAACUCAGAUGCUCAGGCCACACCCCAGCUCAAUUAAAUCAGAAACUAGACCUGGAAUCCUCUACCUAUUAGAUUUCUUAAAGUUCCCUCUGAUUCCAAUGUACAGUCAAGUUUGAGAACUACCAAUCUAAACUUCCAGUUUGAGGGUAUUUGAAAAUUUAAAGCCAUUCACAAUAUGAAGACAGCUAAAAAUGUAGAAUGAUUUUGAGCAACUUGUGGAGUGUAAUAAGAUAAUUCAUGUGA